Cladocopium goreaui is the source of this 4231-nucleotide messenger RNA. The record is from the annotation of a GenBank genome assembly. Lineage: Eukaryota; Dinophyceae; Suessiales; Symbiodiniaceae.
AUGGCCACUCAACUGCAGCUCUGUUAUGGCAAGGUGCCGCUGUAUCUCCGUUUUGGCGCCAUAUUUGGACUUCUGUCCUUGGCUGCGGUGGGGCCCGGCCGCUGGGGCACCUUGGGUAGAGGCUUGGUGCUGACUGUGUUGCUGCGCCGCUGGCUGCGCUGUCUUUUCCGUUGGCCCAGUCGCGUGCUGCGCUGGGAGAAUCGGCCCUUGGAAGCCUCGGUGGAGGGAUUACACCGACGUUUCGUGGAGCUUUACCUACCUGACGCAGAGAAAGGAGAAGGCGCAGAGUACGCCGUCCUCGGCGCGCAGAAGUCCUUGCAGCUCGCAGGGCAGCGCUUGGCGUUUUGGGACGUGGGCCCAAAAGAUGCGUCAGAUGCCGUGCUCGUUUGCAACGGCCUGGGCGCCCGUGUCAGGACCUGGGCUCCGCUGCUGACGGCGCUGCGAUCGGCAGAGCCGUCCUGGGCCAAGCGCCGGUUGAUUAUCUUUGACUAUCGCGGCCAGUUCGACAGCAUGCCUUUGCAGGGGGAGAUCUCCGUUGAGCGCAGUGCAGAGGAUGCCGCGAAACUGGCAGAUCAUUUAAAACUGAAGAAAUGCACCUUGCUCUGCUGGUCCACCGGUGUCCAGGUUGGCUUGCAGUUGGCUUUGGAUCGACCUGAUCUUGUCAAGGCAAUGGUGCUCAUCCAAGGUACGACUGGCGAGGCAAUGAAGGCCCUCCUGCAGCCUAUUUGUCAGGUUCCAGGCGUGCCAUCGCUGUUGGAUCUGGGCUUGCGAUUGGCGCCGCGGUUGCUGCAAAAGCACCGCCAGAUGAUGCACGGACUUCUCUGCAGGCAUAGCAGUGCCUUCGAACGUUUGGCCAGCUGCCUCUUGUGGUUUUUUGGUAGUGACCUCAUUGCUGCAGCCGGGGUGCGCUAUACCCAGGACAUGUUGCAAUCCGAAGAGCACUUCUUGAACUACUGCCGCUAUGCGUUAGCUCUAGGACACCAUAAGAUCUUCUCGCGACUUCCAGAGAUCAAAGUGCCUGCUUUGGUGGUGACAGGAACGCCUGAUUUCAUCACCCCGGCACGCUGUAGCUACGACAUGGCCGUGCAGCUGGGAGGGCCCACUAACCUAGUGGAUGACUUUGGAGGUUCCCAUUACUACAUCUAUGAGGCCAUCAGCCUUGGGCAAUCACCUGCGAUGUGGCUUGUGCCUCUGCCGCAUGGCAGCUGGUCGGGGCUGGUCAAUGUGGGGGUGUGGAGCACAGUGAAUUUGGCCGGGACUUAUCCGUUUUCUGAUGCAGAAUCUAGGCUUUUGCUGUGGCUGCGACGUUGGGAAAGUAGUGUUGGAACGGCGAAGCGAGUCGUGGCACUUCCAGCUGUGAUCUUUUUUCGAUGUGAUACUGCUCAUUGUUUGAACUUUGAUGAGUUGUGGUACUCCGUCUUCGAGGUGGCGCCACCGCAGAUCUUCUACGACAUCACGGUACGGCUGCAGAUUCCUUCGGCUUACGUGAAUGGGUGGAGGAAUGUGACCUAUUCUGAAACGACAAUGACGCUCAGCCACCAGCAACCAACAGCUGCAGUAUCUGACGGCACACUCAGAGCAGAGCUCGUGGGUGAUCUUGCCACUGCAGUAGCUCCUCAUCGUUUUGAAUCCAAGUACCUGGCAGUCCCUGCUCGGCCAAUAGGACACGAGCGGGUGGAUGCCAAUGAGCAGAUGAAAAAUGCAAUGCUGCUUGACAGGUCGUUGUUCGACCUCUCUGGCAGGACUUGCGACAAGAUUGGAGUGUCGUACACAGCUUUCAGGUAUCAACCAGAAGGUUGUCAUCGACCGGCUGGAAGCUGUCUCUUUGAACAACUGGAUGACUUUCACAACGAGGAUUCGCUGCGAGUGCAAAGUGGCCAGCAGCCACAGAACCUGGUGUCGCGCUACUGUGAAGGAGCCAUGGAGUGGGUCACUGAAGGAACUUCAGGCAUGCAAUUCCUGCUGGCAUGUCCGAUGACUCAACGGCACACAACUCUCAUGCGCUUGGAAGCUCGUGCAGAGUCGGCCAUGUUUGUGACAAACGUGGCCCCUGGGCGCAUCAUCAAAGCUGAAGCACCAGCAUUUGAAGCUUUGUCUGGAAGUGGCGAGGCCGAGUUGUCAAUCAUCAACACUGGUGCCGUGUUGGCAGAUUUCACUCUGGGUUUGCCAGUGCCUCAGAGUUUGGUGAGAAAAGGCGUGACACCAGAAAUUCGCCUGGGUGGACUUGGCACUGUCCAGGCAGAGAAGAUGUUCUUGGAGCAGCCUCAUUCCACGAAAGAUCCCCUUUUCACUCACAGAGGCCGGACAGGUUCAGACAUGCCUUGGGAAGUCACGGAGGAGUUUUUCUCCUCCGUGCAGAUGGAGCUGCAAGAUGUGACCGGCCAACAGCACAAGCGCAUCAUGAACAAACUGGAGCAGCAGGAUCAAAAGUUGUCGCAGAUUCUGGAUGCGAUAAAGACGCCUGCUGCGAUACGUGGCGCUGGCAGCAUUGGCAGCUAUAACAUUGCACCUCGCGUUGAUGUUUCUCCUGACAUCAUCCCGCCGGUCCCACGAAAAUUUAGUAGCGACAGUGGAGGGGUGACACCUACGGCUCCUACACAUCCAGGAACACCUGGUGGACGGGUGACACCUACAGCCCCACAUCCAGCAACACCCGGAUCAUUUCGCCCCAGGUUAUCCUUUGGGAAUGGACUGUUCACAACGAAUGCGCAGGAGGAACAACAGCAUAGGGAAAAAGCUGCCACAAGAGAUGGAGCUUUACAGCGGCGAAGGUUUGCAUCUCUUCGAGUGGAGGACGCAGAUGAUGAAAAAGAGUAUUCCUUCGUGACACGCAUGGUCCUACAUCCAGCCUUUGAUCUGGUGUUUGCGUUUGUGGUUCUCACGAAUUCUGUCUACAUCGGGAUGGAGGUACAAUAUUCUAUGACCAAUGUCUCGGAUGCUCCUGCUGGCCAACUUGUAUUUCGCAUCAUUGGUGCCAUCUACACCCUGCUCUUUACCAUCGAACUUGUCCUCAGAAUCUGGGGCCUUGGCUGUCGAACAUUCUUCUGCAGGGAAGACUGGGCUUGGAGUCUUUUGGAUUCCUUUAUUGUCUUAUCAUCUCUGUGGGAAGUCGGUUUAUUUAUCAUGGAUGCCUCAGCCAAUAGCAGUGAUGGUGCUAGCAUCAGUGGCGUCAGUGGCCUGAAAGCUUUCCGCAUCAUCCGUUUGACUCGAUCGGUGAAGACAGUCAGGCUGAUGCGGAUUUUUCGCUUUGUGCUGGCACUGCGCAUGUUGAUUACUUCCAUUCUGCACACACUGAAAUCCUUGUUCUGGGCACUCAUAUUGCUGCUCCUGAUCGUCUACGUCUUUGCGGUCCUUUUCGUCCAAGCAGUGCAUGACCACCGUGCAGAGAUGGGGUUCAGCCUUUCUGAAGAAGAGGUCUCUGCAUAUGACCGCUACUUCGAGUCCUUGCCGACAACCAUGGUCACACUCUUCAUGAGCAUCUCAAAUGGAGUAAGCUGGGAAAAUGCCAUGUUUCCGCUGAUGAAGAUAUCACCACUUUGGAUGCUAUGCUUUCUUUUCUUUGUCAGUUUUACUUACUUCGCGGUCCUCAACGUUAUCACGGCAGUUUUCUGUGAGUCAGCUAUCGAGUCCGCUCAGAACGACCAGUUCACAGUUGUCCAAUCGAUUCUUGCGAACAAGGAGAGCCACCUUGAAAAGGUGCGCAACUUGUUUUUGCGUCUAGGGGCCGCUGACAAUGGAUUCAUUACAUUUCAGAUGUUGGAGGAGUCGAUCAAUUCCGAAGCAGUGCAUGAAUACUUCCAAUCGCUGGGCAUCGACAUUUGGGAUGCAUGGACCUUCUUCCGUAGAGGUGGAAGAAUUUCUGAUGGGUUGCCUACGGCUUCGUGGGCCAGCCACGGCUAUGGAUAUGGGUAAGGUCCUCCGAGAUCAAAGUUGGCUGGUGCAGACGCUAGGCCGCUUCAGUGCCUAUGUCGAGGGCGAACUGUGUCAGAUGAAAAUGAUGUUGGAAGAGCAAAAGCGGUCUAUUUGAUCACCAGCUGCAGCGAAGAACACGAAGAACGUUCCUAUCGCAUUUCCAAAUACUAUGCCGGACGCAUGCCGAACGUUGCUGGUAACCAGUCACCGUUUGGCGUCUUGGGACCACCUUCCCUUCUUUUGGAAAUAUGCCUUUUCUAUGGUGGUGUCCCAUCAAGUUGACAGCUGGCAAACGCCACUGCAGUCCGGGACCUCCAGG